AUGUUCGUCCGACUGCGUGGUGUGGUGUACCUGUUGGUACUUCUGCAAUGUUGCGCGUAUGUGGCCUAUGCAAGUGCUCCUGCGACUCCUCCCAAACCCUAUGAUUAUAGUCGACCCGCGUACGGAGAGGAAUACAAACGUGAAACGGAGGAACAUGUGGCGUAUUGGAAGGGAGCAAUUCAAGAAUUAAAAACCAAGAUGGAGAAGGAGAGGGGUGAGGUUGAUGCUGCCCUCCAGGCGUUUAACAUCUCAAAGAACAAGUACAAUACCACAGUUGAGAAUGCUCAGGAGAAGUGCAAGGCAUUUACCAAAGACGGUAAUGAUGGGACACUGAAUCGUGCCGCCAUUGGGGAGAAGGCCACGGAACUUCGGAAAGAGUGCGCUCUUGCCGUAAAUGAGGUGGUAAAUGCUUCUGAAGAGAUGGUUGAAAAAGCCAAAGAACGUGUUGCUGCCGCAGAAAAAUUUAAUGCGACUGUGUUUGAACUGUACAAGAAAAGUCAUGAUUAUAAAUAUUUCAUCAGUGCUGUCGCGAAAAAAAACACCCGUUAUGCGCGGGAUUCGACUGAUGCCGAGAAAGAUGUCGAUGCUUUCAGAAAACUGAAGACUGCCGCAAAGAGGGCAAAGAAUAGUUCCACACGCGUCAGAGAUGCGGCGAUUAAAGAAUCUGAGGAACUGAAAAAAGCAGUGGGUGAGGCCAGGGAGUUUUUGGAGGACAGCACUAGAAGUCCGGAGACCGUGGUAGAAAAGGUGGUGCCUGUCGUACAAAGGAUGCGACGAGACCUUGGUUCGGUGGACAACACCACAGAAAGUAUGGAAGAAGAACAUGAGACAGAGGAACACGAACUGGGGACAGCUGAAAAUGCGACGACUGCGAAGCAACAGAAUGAACCACAUGUACUGUAUGAAAACAUCCGAGGCGAUGGUUCCAUGGAAAGGACGGUUACAACCAAUGCCCAAACCGCUGCUGAAAAAUUGAAGUCCCACAAUGUGCAAACUGAAUCUCAUUCUACAAGUACCGUGCAUAUCAAUAUAUCUGGAUUCAUUGACGGCACCAGCAGCCCUGCAUUGGCGCACGGUUCCAUGCUGCUUCUUGUUCUG
Molecule: messenger RNA, 1098 nt
Organism: Trypanosoma theileri
Lineage: Eukaryota; Euglenozoa; Kinetoplastea; Trypanosomatida; Trypanosomatidae
Exons: 1
Source: RefSeq, a predicted model, not a curated record